This is a messenger RNA of Candidula unifasciata, 347 nucleotides long. The record is from the annotation of a GenBank genome assembly. Lineage: Eukaryota; Metazoa; Mollusca; Gastropoda; Stylommatophora; Geomitridae.
AUGUCACAGCUCUCCAUGUCACAGCUCUCCAUGUCACAGCUCUCCAUGUCACAGCUCUCCGUGUCACAGCUCUCCAUGUCACAGCUCUCCAUGUCACAGCUCUCCAUGUCACAGCUCUCCAUGUCACAGCUCUCCGUGUCACAGCUCUCCAUGUCACAGCUCUCCAUGUCACAGCUCUCCGUGUCACAGCUCUCCGUGUCACAGCUCCCCAUGUCACAGCUCUCCAUGUCACAGCUCCCCAUAUCAGAGCUCUCCAUGUCACAGCUCCCCAUGUCAGAGCUCCCCAUGUCACAGCUCCCCAUAUCAGAGCUCUCCGUGUCACAGCUCUCCAUGUCAGAGCUCCCCAU